AUUGCUUUUUAUAAUAUACAUUUUGUUUGGGCAAGUGUUCAGAGAAAUUCCGUGACGCUAAUGGUGGCGGCUGGCCCUGACAGGGUUAAAAGGCCAAUAUUGUCUGGGCCCACUUUGGUAUUUCAAUUUUAUCCGUGUACUCUCUGCCAGUCCUCCUCUCUGCUCUAGGGUUUAAGCUCUUCUCUCUUUCUUCAAUCUUUUUCCAUGGCCUCGAUCUUGUUAAACCCUACCUUCUCCACCACCACCGCUGCUACCACUACUUCCAAGCUCAACCACCCUUCCUUCUCCACCACCCCCAUUUCCUGUUCCAAAGGCAUUCUCAAAGCCCCCAUUCCCUCCACCCUCUUCUUUAAACCUCCUUCCCACUCCCUAGCCACAAAAGUCCUCUCUCACAGGUUGCCAGUCCGCUCUGCUCUCCGCCCCGAAUACAUCCCCAACCGCAUCGAUGACCCCAACUACGUUCGCAUCUUCGACACCACCCUCCGAGACGGCGAGCAGUCCCCCGGCGCCACCAUGACCAGCAAGGAGAAGCUCGACAUUGCCCGCCAGCUGGCGAAGCUCGGCGUCGAUAUUAUCGAGGCUGGGUUUCCCGCGGCGUCGAAGGAUGAUCUUGACGCGGUGAAGAUUAUCGCGAAAGAGGUGGGCAAUGCGGUAGAUGAGAAUGGGCAUGUGCCGGUGAUUUGCGGGCUGGCGAGGUGUAAUAGAAACGAUAUUAGCACGGCGUGGGAGGCAGUGAAGUAUGCGAAGAGGCCGCGGAUUCAUACUUUUAUUGCGACGAGUGAGAUUCAUAUGAAGUAUAAGCUGAAGAAGAGUGAGAAGGAGGUGAUAGAGAUUGCAAGGGAGAUGGUGAAGUAUGCCAGGAGUUUGGGGUGUGAUGAUGUCGAGUUCAGUCCUGAAGAUGCUGGCAGAUCUGAAAGGGAGUUUCUCUAUAAGAUUCUAGGGGAAGUUAUCAAGGCUGGUGCAACAACACUGAACAUUCCUGACACCGUGGGUUAUACCGUGCCUAAUGAAUUCGGACAAUUGAUUGCUGACAUAAAAUCCAACACCCCUGGAAUUGAAAAUGUGAUCAUUUCAACGCACUGCCAAAAUGAUCUUGGGCUCUCUACUGCUAACACAAUAGCGGGGGCAUGUGCAGGGGCAAGACAAGUAGAAGUAACUAUUAAUGGAAUUGGUGAAAGAGCUGGAAAUGCUUCACUGGAGGAGGUUGUAAUGGCCUUAAAAUGCCGUGGAGAAAAAGCAUUAGGAGGCCUUUAUACGGGGAUCAAUAUACGACAUAUUGUUAAGACAAGCAAGAUGGUAGCAGAGUACAGUGGACUACAAGUGCAGCCACACAAGGCUAUUGUUGGAGCCAAUGCCUUUGCUCAUGAAAGUGGCAUCCAUCAGGAUGGAAUGCUUAAGCAUAAAGAAACAUAUGAGAUCAUAUCUCCAGAAGAUAUUGGUCUUUUUCGAUCUAACGAAUCUGGUAUUGUCCUUGGAAAACUUAGUGGACGGCAUGCUUUGAAGAGUCGACUUUUGGAGCUUGGUUAUGAGAUUGAGGGUAUGGAACUUGAUGAUAUCUUCUGGCGAUUCAAAGAAGUAGCUGAGAAGAAAAAGAAUCUGACUGAUGUUGAUGUAAUAGCAUUGGUAUCGGAUGAAAUAUUUCAGCCAAAAGUUUUUUGGAAGCUUGGUGAUCUGCAGGUGACUUGUGGCACUCUUGGUCUUUCUACAGCGACUGUUAAGCUCAUUGAUGCUGAUGGGCAAAAGCAUGUUGCCUGUUCAGUCGGGACUGGGCCAGUUGAUUCAGCUUACAAGGCCAUUGAUCUCCUUGUGAAGGAACAAGUUACACUUCUUGAGUAUGGUUUGAAUGCUGUCACAGAAGGUAUUGAUGCAAUAGCUACCACGCGGGUUUUAAUCCGUGGGGAGAAAAAUCACACCUUAACUAAUGCUUUGACAGGAGAGACUGUUCAUCGUUCAUUUAGUGGGACUGGGGCAGGAAUGGAUAUUGUCGUCUCCAGUGUUCGGGCCUACAUUAGUGCGCUAAACAAAAUGUUAGGUUUCAAAGACCAAUCCAAACCAAAGGUUAGUGCAGACAGAUCUCAAGACUCUGUUUGACAAGUGACUCCUCAAGUAUCUUGUGGCCCUCGACUUCCAAGCUGUCAAAGGUCGAAGUCUCGUACUUACUUAUUUAUUGUACAAAGGUGGGGGAGGAUUUCAAGAACGUCACUGUUACUGCCAAGUUUGUUUUUAUUUUAUUUUUGUUUCCCCUUCUUUUUUCUGUUGGUUUGUUACUUGUUAUGCAUUUGGAGACAGAAGAUGGGUCUAUUUUGCUUGAAAGUACAGAAGGGAAUUUUGGUGGUAGACAAUUGAAUAUAUGUGUUGUUCCUGAAGAAUAACUGAGUGAAAUGCUAAAUUUGUGAUUCAUAGA
Messenger RNA from Vitis vinifera (wine grape), 2404 nucleotides. RefSeq names its product 2-isopropylmalate synthase A. Gene Ontology annotation, molecular function: 2-isopropylmalate synthase activity. The transcript is spliced from 12 exons. Bases 205 to 2091 code for a protein of 628 amino acids. Gene Ontology annotation, cellular component: chloroplast. The record is from RefSeq and is a predicted model, not a curated record. Lineage: Eukaryota; Viridiplantae; Streptophyta; Magnoliopsida; Vitales; Vitaceae. Gene Ontology annotation, biological process: L-leucine biosynthetic process.